Messenger RNA from Eremothecium gossypii ATCC 10895, 1062 nucleotides. RefSeq names its product glyoxylate reductase (gene GOR1). Bases 1 to 1062 code for a protein of 353 amino acids. The transcript has a single exon. Gene Ontology annotation, cellular component: cytosol. The record is from RefSeq and is marked provisional. Lineage: Eukaryota; Fungi; Ascomycota; Saccharomycetes; Saccharomycetales; Saccharomycetaceae. Gene Ontology annotation, molecular function: glyoxylate reductase (NADPH) activity; hydroxypyruvate reductase [NAD(P)H] activity; NAD binding.
AUGUCCAGACCCGUAGUGCUAAAGCUUGGAAACACGCGCUUCGCGCACAAGGCGUGGGAUGAAUUGGGCCGCAUCGCAGAUGUGGUGACAGUGAAUAAGGCGGUGACGCGGCCUGAGUUCCUGCGGAUGCUAAGGGACCCUAACUCGCCCGCCUCCAGAGCACAGGUGGUCACGCGGACGUUUGCCUCAGUGCAGCAGACUGGGCUUUUUGACCGGGAGCUUGCGGAACAUCUGCCCGCGUCUGUCGUUGCUGUCUGCCAGAACGGCGCGGGCUACGACCAGAUAGACCCGGAGUCCUUCACCAAACGGCAGAUCCAGGUAGCGAACGUGCCGGGACUAGUCAAUGCACCUACAGCUGAUACCCACGUAUUCCUGCUACUCGCAGCGUUGCGGAACUUCUGCCAUGGGCAGCUGCUACUGAGGCAGGGCCGCUGGCCUGACGCACCGGUGGCUGGGACGCCGUUUGGACACGACCCGGCAGGUAAAACUGUUGGCGUCCUCGGUAUGGGCGGCAUUGGCCGUGCAGUUGUGCAGCGCCUGCGGCCGUUUGGGUUCGAGCGGAUCAUCUACCACAAUAGGAACCGGCUGUCUUCGGAGCUGGAGUGUUCCUGCGAAUACGUCUCGUUUGAGGAGCUCCUGGCGCAGUCGGAUAUCCUGUCGGUUAACGUCCCAUUGAGUAGCGCCACGCGCCAUAUGCUCGAUGCGGACGCUAUCGCUCGCAUGAAGGACGGAGUCUUGGUUGUUAACACUGCGCGCGGCCCCAUAUUCGACGAACAGGCGCUCAUCGCGGCGCUGCAGUCUGGCAAGAUCUCCGCCGCAGGCCUCGACGUCUACGAAAACGAGCCUCACGUCCCGCAAGCGCUGCUGGAGCUACCGAACGUCGUCUGCCUCCCUCACAUGGGCACGCAUACUGUAGAAUCGAUUAAAAAGAUGGAGGAGUUCGUAGUGGAAAACGUCCACAGCGUCCUGCGCACCGGCCGGGUUAAAAGCCUGAUCCCAGAACUCCGCAACGCGCCCUGGCUCGCUUCCACCGUCCCACUGAUUCCGCAGUCCGACUACUGA